AUGGAUUAAUUACUUCUUUACUUGAAGACAUGGUUGAAAUGGGAUUGUACAUGGAAAGAAUUGCUGAUAGCUAUCCACCAUAUAAUGUAGAUAUUAGGAAUGUUGAAAAGGUGGUGGAAUAUAUAGAUAACAUACUUGAUCAAGUUAAGAUUACAACCAAUAAGGCUCUUGAAUAUAUUGUACAGUACCAAGAGUAUUCUAUGGUAUGGCUAACUAAUCAAAACGAUGCAUUGUCAUCUUUUCUAUUAUAUGGUAGAGAUCUGUCAUUGGAAGAACUAGAAAUUCAAUAUGACGUUGACGAAGACGGAAAUCCAUUAGUAAUACAUUCUGCUCCAAAACUGAUUGAUUUUCAAAACAAAAUUAACUCAUUUGAUAAUAUUUAUCAAAAAGUCGAUAAAAUAGAUGAAAUCGUGACGUUUGAUUUUUGGUUAACUUUAGACAUUAAACCAUUUAAAAGGGAUCUUUUAAAACUAAUUACAAGUUGGUCAGAUUUAUUUAAAACUUAUUUGGUCAACAAAGUGGUGAACAGUUUGCGUUCAUUACGAGAUUUCACAAUAGAAACAGAUAUUGGUCUUUUAAAACCAUUAGAAGAAGGGGACUAUGAAGGUCUUGUUAAAAUCAUGGGACAUUUAUUUAAUGUUCGAGAGAGACAAGAAGAAUAUGAUUCAAUGUUCGAGCCAAUAGGAGAAAUAUUACAUCUACUGAAAGUGUAUGACGUAGAAAUGCCAGAAGAUGUGUAUAUUUUGAAGCAGGAAUUACCGGAAAAAUGGAGCAUAACUAAGAAAAAUGCUUUGAACGUCAAAUCUCAAGUAAUUCCUUUAAUUCAAAUAGAAGGAUCAGUAAUAAUCGGGAGAAUAAUUUUGUUAAACGUGCGAGAAACGUUUUUCAAAAUGAACUUUAUAAAACAGGCUCAAUUUAAGUAA
Myzus persicae (green peach aphid) is the source of this 923-nucleotide messenger RNA. Its product is annotated as dynein beta chain, ciliary-like. The transcript has 6 exons. Lineage: Eukaryota; Metazoa; Arthropoda; Insecta; Hemiptera; Aphididae. The record is from RefSeq and is a predicted model, not a curated record. The coding region runs from base 30 to 923 and encodes 297 amino acids.